Molecule: messenger RNA, 6128 nt
Organism: Lymnaea stagnalis (great pond snail)
Lineage: Eukaryota; Metazoa; Mollusca; Gastropoda; Lymnaeidae
Source: the annotation of a GenBank genome assembly
AUUCUUUAAAAAAAAUGUUUACCAAUAUUAGAUUGACCUCUGCCCCUCAACAAUGCUCUACACUGGUAUAUAAGCUGAACCACCCAACUUUGAAAUCACAGUGAAAACACGAGCACUAACAUUUGAACACAGGAGCACUAACAUUGAACAAAGGAGCACUAACAUUGAUUACCACAAACAUUAACAUUGAACACCACAAACAUUAACAGUGAUCACACGAGUGCUGACAGUGAACACAGGGGCAUCAACAUUGGCACAUCACAGGUCAACAGUAAAAUCGCAACCUCUUUAAAAGCGUUGGAUCAAUAUCACAAACGAUUUUUGUAACAUUUUGUCACAGAGCAGUCAACCCAUCAAGACGAUGUACCCAAUCUACUCCCAUUCACGCACCGGGGUCUUGAAACAUGUGUGCAGUCUUGGAGGUGAUAUAGACAGGUGCAUCACAGGUAAGGAAACAUUCUCAAUCUGCCCACUCUCAGGUAGAUACAUUUUAAGAGAUCUAAUGUUGAAUUGAAGGGUUUUUUGUUCAUUUGCCGACUUGAAUCAUUCUAUUCAACCGAUAUUCACUGGGAUUGAGUCUGUCUGUGCGUUCUUGGAUGACUUAUAAGACAAAGCCUUAAGUUAUGAAGAGGUUUGUCAGUGGGCUUCGCGCUUCACGGAGCCCUAGGGUACCAAGGAGCGUCAAAGGGUUGGAGAGGUUACCGGUUGUUCCCAAGAGUACAAAACAUAAGCAUUAUGCUUUCAGUUAGGCUUGGGCUUACCCUAAAGGCCGACCGAAAGUGAUUUUCUGAUUUCGGCCGAAGCCGAAAAUAGGCCGAAAGUUUAAAAUGACUUUCUGCCGAAACCGAAAAAAGGCCGAAAUUUAAAAAUGAAUUUCGUCCGAAAGCGAAGCCGAAACCGAAGCCGAAACCGAAAAUGAAAUAUUUACAUAUUUUGAAAUUCGUUCCCGCAUACAUUUUGCAUACAUCGAAAAUGAUGUGAGGAAAGUAUAAAUAUUUACAUUUUUUUUUAUAAAAAUGAGAUAAUUGUGAAUAUUAAUAAAUAAACAUCUAAUAUAGGGGUCUCAAACUCGCGGCCCGCGAGCCAUUUGUGACCCGCAAGACGAUAUUUUGCGGCCCGCUAUAGGACAGAAAAGUUUAGUGUAAAUGCGCCGGCCCGUUUCCCUCAUUCUCAUAGCUAUAGCGUGACUCUCCGCGACGGUGUCAGUCGAAUCUCACCGACUAGUCUAAUUCUGUUUUUUUUUUUUUUGGUAAUGUUUCUAUAUAUUUUUUUAAUGCAACAGUGAGUAGGUGGAUGAAAGUGAAUCCUAGUUCUUGAGAACCCUUAAUGAUUUUAUUGUUAUUUAUAAAGGUUGAGCAGAUUGUAACAGUUGUAGUCGCUUUUUUGUGGAUUACUUGAUGAGGCCCACUCUCAUUCAGACACUACCUCCUGCGCCCCCCUCCCCCCCUGGUGAUUUGAGUUUGAGACCCUUGAUCUAAUGAAUACUUUGGAUUUUACCAUUUUAAUAUAAAAGUAAUUUAAAUUGCGUUACAAUUUUUUUUAAUUAGUAUGUUAGGAGAAAAUUUGGCAAAAAUUGAGAUGGGGGGGGGGGAGGACAUUAAUGCAAAGUAUUAUUUUUUUAAACCGGGUCUCUAAAAAUUGUGGUUCUAAAAUAUCGCUUAAUUUGUUUUUAUAUAUCGUUUAGUUGGUUAUUAUUGAUCGCUUCAUUUGUUGUUUAAGAUCGUCCAUUUUUUGUUAAUGAUCGCUUUAUUUUUUCUUAAAAAUCGGUUAGUUUGUUCAUAAAGAUCGCCUGGUUUGUUGUUAAAGAUCACUUAGUUUGUUGUUAAAGAUCGCUUAGUUUUUCACAAAGAUCGCUUAGUUUGUUCUUAAAGAUAAUUGAUUGUGUUCCUUAAGAUCGAUUAGUUUGUUCUUAAAGAUCUUUUAGUUUGUUCCUAAAGAACAUUUAGUUUUCUGUUAAAGAUCGCUUAGUUUAUUCUUAUAAAUCAUUUGUUUCCUAUUAAAGAUCAUUUGUUUUAAUCUUAAAGAUCAUUUAGCUUGGUCUAAAAAAUCGUUUAGUUUGUUCUUUAAGAUCGUUUAGUUUGUUAUUAAAGAUCGCUUAGAUAGUUUUUAAAGAUCGCUUAGUUUGGUUUAAAUAUCGUUUAGUUUGUUCAUAAAUGUCGUUUAGUUUGUUGUUAAAUAUCAUUUAGUUUGUUCUCAAAGAUUGCUUAAUUUGUUCUUAAAUGUCGCUUAUUUUGUUGUUAAAUAUCGCUUUCGCUGAGUAUUAAAUGACCGAAAACCUGAGUCACUUUCGGCCGGAUGGCCGAAAGUCUAAAUCAAUUUCGGCCGAAACCGAAGAAAAACCGAAAGUUAACUUUUCUCUUUCUGCCGAAACCGAAAUUAAGACGACAGUUAACUUUUCAGUUUCGGCCGAAACCGAAACUUGGCCGAAAGUGAUAAAAUGGCCACUUUCGGCGCCGAAACCGAAGCCGAAGCUGAAAUUCGGUCGGCCUCUAGCUUACCCCGUAAACAUUUUUUAGGUAGCCACAACAAGCCCAGUCCAGCGUAGCCGGGACUUCAUGCCGAUAUUAUAGAUGCUGGAGAAACCAACCUCUGCACAGAUUUCGUUGUCUGGCACAGUGACUAAUUUUUCAUUUUGAGAAUUUUUCUGAGACAAGUGGUGUGUGUACGCGGUUCAACCAUCAUGCAGGGCGUUGGUAGUAGACUCUCUAGGUUUCACUUACAUAGAGCAGCUUCCAUAUCACUACUGUGGACUUUUUAAAAAAGUCUUGGACAGAUGCCGCUUUGAGUCUCAACAUUAUUGGACAUUCUUCCAAAGGGUGUGAUGCCUCUUGUUGUGUACAUUCGGUUGUGACAUUCUAGAAAACCGAUUUUUUCAUCGUGCUAUAAGAAACCUUAGGCAUACACUGUCACUUACAUUGCUGUUCUACUUACUGAGAUGUGCGUUUGCUGUCAUUGUUUUCUGUUUAGACUACAACCAACCUGGAAAUGCUGAAAAAUUUGAAGAAAAUGCCCAGUCCCUGGAAUACAAGGCCCCGCUAUACUGUGCCCAGAUGUUGGCCGGUAUGUUGGUACACAGUAGGAAACAGGCAAAGAUUCUGGAUAUCGCGUCUGGACCAGGUAGAAAAUAAUAAUGCUAACAUAUAAUUGCUCAUCGUUAAAGAUCUGUUCAUAUCACCAUUUUUAAUAAUGUUCAUUAAGUUAAAACAAAAACCAGUAAUUGCUUUUCAUCAAAGAUAGUUCAUUCGUUAAUUAAUGAGACUAAUACUUUAAUAAUGCCUACAUUUUAUGUAAUGUCGAAUAAAUAAAAAAUACAACAACAAAAAAUUAUACUUGUAACCUUUUUAUACAUCAAUUUAAAGCAAAAAGUGAUUUUUGUAAUAAUUUCCUAAAACUUGGUUUAAAGUUUACAACAGUGACUGAGCUUCCAAGCGUUUGCUCAGAUCAAUGGUGAUCCGACGAACACGUGCCAAAUAUCCACACGUUGCUCAUUUCCUUAUCGAUCAACUGUCCCCCAGGCCAGGUUGGACGUGAGUUAAACAAAGUUGGUUUCGACCACGUCCACGCGCACGACGGUUCAUGGGCCAUGCUGGAAGUGUGCCGCCAGAAGGACAUCUACAAGGAGUUCAUUUGUUGUGUCAUCGACGACGAUAACGGGCUGCCUGUCAAAGAUGGUAAGCCGAAAAAUGGAAUGGCACAUCCUAAAUGUAUCCAUUAUGCAUGUUUGUUGGUAGCUGUGACCAUGUCAUGUAAGCUGUACGCAUUAUUGUGGAUAUGUUGAACGAAAAAAAGAACAAGGAAAAUGCAGAUGUAAAUGAUAGUAGGCUGGGACUAACGAUCGACAUUAGUCCCAGCGAACUGUUUAUACCGCUCAGAAUUAUUCUCAUCUGAUAGAUGGUUUGUUACUACUAGCUCAAUGUUAUUCCCAUCUUAUAGAUGGUUUGUUACUACUAGCUCAACGUCAUUCCCAUCUUAUAGAUGGUUUAUUACUUCUAGCUCAACGUUAUUCCCAUCUUAUAGAUGGUUUAUUACUUCUAGCUCAACGUUAUUCCCAUCUUAUAGAUGGUUUGUUACUACUAGCUCAACUUUCUUCCCAUCUGAUAAUUAAUUUAUAAUUGCUCAAAUUUCAUCGCUCCAUCUCAUAAAAGCAAUAAUUUAAUUUAUAUUGAGACUCGUUUUUUACCAAUGAAAUUAGAAUCAUGGGGAAUUUUUUUUUUUAAAUUACGAAAAAAAUUUUUGGUUACCUUGAGCAUUGUUAAAAAGCAUUACCCCAUGACUGCACCAUAAAACAAAUUAAUGCUUCAUAAAACACAUUACCGCAUCAUUUAUGCGUCCUAAACACAUUACUGUGUCAUUAGACACAUUAUUUCGCCAUAAACAUAUUAAUUCGUUAUAAAACACAUUACCAUGUCGUAAAAUACACUACUACGUCAUAUGACAUAUUACUGCGUCAUAUAACACAUUCUCGGAAGCAGCUAUUUCUAAUUCAAUGCAAUGAAAUUUUUUAAAUACUACUGAUGUAGAUCAGCGUUUCAGUUUGACUUACUUACAUCACCUGGGCAGCAACUACCCCCCCCCCCCCCCCUUAUUUCUAAUUCAAUGCAAUAAAAUUUUUUAAAUACUACUGAUGUAGAUCAGCCUUUCAGUUUGACUUACUUACACCACCUGGGCAGCAACUACCCCCCCCCCCUCCCCAGUUAAGUUAAUCAACUCGAUAUAACAGUUAACACUACUCGUCUGUCCGUUUAUUCAGGUUUCUAUGACGCUGUGAUUACCUCGGGGGCUGUACUAGAGCAUCAUCUGCCCGUCACGUCCCAAACUGAGUUCGUACGUGUAACCAAGCCCGGCGGGUGAGUCAGUGAUCUCUGCCUAACAACACUCUUUUGCACAGUUUGAUACAGGGGCGUACCUUCACUAAAUUCCCGGGGGAAAAUGCUCAAAAGUGCGCCAUCAACACACACACACAUAUCUUUUAUAUAUAAAAUAUACACCCCCCCCCCCAGCGUGCCGACUGGUGCAAUUGUCCUCUUCACACACACUAGGUUCGCCACCAGUUUGCUAGAAACAGACAAAUCCCUUUGAAAACAAUAAAAUGGGUCACAUUUUGUAGUAGUAUUAGAGAUUAUAAUUAAUAUAUCCCCACGCGUUGUGCAAUAUCAUCAAAGUCACAUAUGAACAAACUGACAUUAUUUCCAGGCAUUGUGUCAUCGCCUACAGCUCAGACGUUCUCAACACAGAUUAUGGUCAGUCCUGGGAAAAGGAGUCGAGGAGAUUGGAGACAGACGGAGUUUGGAAGACGCAUUGUAAGAUGGUCAUACCUGACUAUUACAUCAACAUGACGGGGGUGAUUGAUGUGUUUCAAGUCUUGUGAGGAGGGGACAGCUGGCUUGUAGGAUUGGACAAUUGUACCCACUGUGUGGGCGAGCUUUUGCGUUUUUAGCAUAAGCUUAUCACCAACGACCGAUACUGCAAAAAACUUUAAAAUUGGACUGCGGUUGAACAUGGAUUUUCCGAUGCUUUCCUUCCUCUAUUGCCUACAUUAUAUAUAAAUAUGAAUUUGGAUCAGUAUGAUAACCAGUACUGAUUGAUUGUGACGUCUAGUGGGAGUUGUGGGGUUUAUCAGAGGAAUAAAACAGAGGAGUCACAUAUUUCAUCUAUAAAUUAUUUUGAGAUCGAUCAUUCAUUCUUGUCCGUAUCAUAUAAUUUUUAAUUUUUUUUUUUGUAAAUAUAUGUAGAUAAAUGUGAAUUUGUGAAUAAAACAUGAAUAUCAUUACAAUAAAGUGCUCUUUGUUAUUGUUUAAAAAUACGUACAUCACGCUUAAUUGUUAUGUUGGCCGUGAGAAUUCAUGUCUAUAGGGCUUGUCAAUUAAUUGCGGAAAUCUGUAAGUAGAAAAUGCGGGCGUACAGUCUGGCCAAUCUCAUUAGGAUAUUUUAAACAUCCUGGUAUUCCGUUUGGCCAAUCUCUCAACAGCUGUUCGGUAAAUCCCGUGAGCCAGCGCAGUGGGUCUUAACCUAGACGAUAAUGUGAUCACAACUUUAUUGUUACGAAAGAUUUUACAAACCAAUUGUUACUGUUAUAUGUAUGCGGAAAUACUUUGUUAGAACAUAUGUUCUACUACAACAUUGUCUAA